Solanum verrucosum is the source of this 654-nucleotide messenger RNA. RefSeq names its product secreted RxLR effector protein 161-like. Bases 1 to 654 code for a protein of 217 amino acids. NCBI's taxonomy places the organism in Eukaryota, Viridiplantae, Streptophyta, Magnoliopsida, Solanales, Solanaceae. The transcript has a single exon. The record is from RefSeq and is a predicted model, not a curated record.
AUGACUGAGUUUGAUAUAUCUGGUCUUGGCUUGAUGCAUUACUUUCUGGGCAUUGAAGUAAAGCAAUCAAGUAGUGAAAUUUUUAUUUCACAAAAGAAAUAUGUCCAGGAAACAUUACAGAGAUUUGAAAUGCAGAGUUGCAAUUCUGUCACAACACCAACAGAGUUGGGACUGAAGUUGGAAAAAAAUCCUAUAGGAAAGAAGAUUGACAACACUCUUUUCAAACAACUCGUGGGAUGUCUGAUUUAUCUAACAAUCACCAAGUCUGACAUAAUGUAUUAUGUUGGUCUUGUUAGCAGGUACAUGGAGCACCCAAAAGAGAUUCGUUUGUUGGCUUCUAAAAGAAUUCUCAGGUAUUUGCAAGGUACCACUGACUAUGAUAUUCUAUACAAGAAAGAAGGCAAGUCAGAGUUAAUUGGCUUUACAGAUAGUGAUUUUGCUAGAGAUAAAGAAGACAAGAAAAUCACUUCAGGCUAUGUGUUUAUGCUUGGAUCUGGAAUUGUUUCUUGGUGCUCCACAAAAGUAGAGUUUGUAGCUGCAACUGUGUGUGCUACCCAAGCAAUUUGGUUGAAAAAGAUAUUGGUUGAGCUUCAUGUUCGACAGCAAAAACCAAUUCUGAUUUACUGCGACAAUGGCUCAGCGAUUAAGAUUUGA